GUUAUGCAUCCAGUCUUGAGGCCGGAGCUCACUUGCAUUGAAACACUCCAACCUGACAUUGUUCCUGCACAGCAAGGACCCAGCAUGCUACCUCAGUGUUCAGUGAAUAAGCUGCUAAUACCUCAAGAGGUUACACUGCAUUUCUAAUAAUCCAAAGUUCAGAAAAGCUGUAGGAAUUUGAGAGCCGAUUACUCACUUAAAUACACUGCAGCAGAAAGACGACUUUUACUUCUUUUUGAUUUUUUUUCAGGUUUUUCCAAGGACUGUUUCUGAAACACUUUGGCCAGCAUUUCAUUUGAAGUGAAGCUAUCAUGUAUUAGUUGUUUAGAUGAUAAUGCUACACUUCGAGAGCCGGCAUUCUUAUUUUAUUUUGUAGAUAUUUUAUGUAAUGACAGAGGACUAAUUCAGCAGGUGCUAGAACAAAAUACUCCUUUUUGCACAUCCAAGCUAUUAACAAUAAAAUCAGAGUUUUGGUUGUGCAGAACUAUGGCGUUUGGUGACCUGCUAGAGCUGGUAGGCGGCACAGGACGCUUCCAGAUCGUGCAUGUGACCCUCCUAUGCAUGCCCGUCCUGAUGAUGGCCAGUCACAACCUUUUGCAGAACUUUGUAGCCUCUGUGCCUCAUCACCACUGCAUGGCGCAUGCAAACCUGUCUCAGUCCCAGUUCAGCCCUGAGGAAACACUGCUGAUCACAGUACCGCUAGACCUGACAGGGAAGCCACAGAAGUGCCGGCGUUAUGCUACUCCACAAUGGCACCUCCUAGAUAAGAAUAGGACCUCCAGCUCCGAGGGGCAAGGAGACACAGAUGAUGGUUUGGAUGUUGACCUGCAGGAAUGCGGAGACGGUUGGUUCUAUAACAUGACUGAGAGGAGCUCCACAAUCAUAUCUGAAUGGGAUUUAGUGUGUGAUUUACGCUCUUGGAAGCAAAUGGGACAAACAAUCUACAUGGGAGGUGUGCUCGUGGGAGCUCUUGUCUUUGGAGGACUUUCUGACAGAUAUGGUCGACGCAUCCUGCUGCUCAUAUCUCACCUGUUGAUGGGGGUGUCAGGGACUUGUGCAGCCUUCUCGAGCUCCUUCCCCCUCUUCUGCUUGUUCCGCUUUGGUUGCGGCAUGGCUCUGUCUGGCCUGGCGCUCAACACCUUCUCACUCAUCGUGGAGUGGAUCCCCACACGUGUGCGGACAGUGGUGGGGACAAUAACAGGUUACUCUUACACGGUGGGACAGUUGCUCCUGGCAGUCAUAGCCUACUUCAUCCGAGACUGGAGGUGGUUAACCCUGGCUGUGUCUUUGCCCUUCUAUGUUUUCUUUCUCUACUCAUGGUGGUUUCAUGAAUCUGCAAGAUGGUUAGUCCUGAGUACUCAGUCUGAGCAAGCCAUCAAGAACCUUAAAAGUGUAGCCAAAUUUAAUGGACGCCGGGAAGAGGGUGAAAAAAUCGACAUUAAAAUGGUGCAGGAGUCCAUGAAGAAAGAGAUGUCUGGCUCUAAAGGUUCGCACUCUGGACUUGAUCUGUUCCGCACGCCCACAAUGAGGACGAUGACAAUCUGCCUCAGUGCUGUCUGGUUGUCAACAAGCUUUGCCUACUAUGGUCUUGCUAUGGAUCUGCAAAAGUUUGGGGUGGACAUCUACUUAAUCCAAGUGAUCUUUGGAGCUGUUGACAUCCCUGCUAAAGUCGUCAUAACUGUCGGUAUGAGUUUUAUUGGACGACGUCCAUCACAGUGUGGUGCCCUCAUCAUUGCUGGAGUCACCAUUCUGGUCAACCUGCUGGUACCUUACGAUAAACAUGUUGUACGUACCUGUCUGGCUGUGCUGGGUAAAGGUUGCCUCGCUGCCUCCUUCAACUGCUGCUACCUUUACUCUGGAGAACUGUUCCCCACCAUCAUUCGUCAGAAUGGGAUGGGCUGGGUGUCCAUGAUGGCUCGUGUAGGAGCUAUGGUGGCCCCCAUGGUGCUUCUCGCGGGGGACUACAUACCUUGGCUGCCAGGUUUAAUCUACGGAGGAGCGCCCAUUCUCAGUGGAGUGGCUGCAGUAUUUCUUCCAGAAACACUUGGGUCACCCCUUCCUGACACAAUACAAGAUGUGGAGGACAGGGGAUCUGGAAGAAGGUCCAAAAUGGCACCAAAGGAAGCAAUAAGCUUGCAAGACACACAGUCGAAUCUCCUAAAGCAGGCUGCCUGAGGCCAUCUGUAUUAUACUCCUGACGUUUGUGCUGACAAG
This is a messenger RNA of Scatophagus argus, 2214 nucleotides long. RefSeq names its product solute carrier family 22 member 6, like (gene slc22a6l). Gene Ontology annotation, molecular function: transmembrane transporter activity. Gene Ontology annotation, cellular component: membrane. Bases 487 to 2175 code for a protein of 562 amino acids. The record is from RefSeq and is a predicted model, not a curated record. NCBI's taxonomy places the organism in Eukaryota, Metazoa, Chordata, Actinopteri, Scatophagidae. Gene Ontology annotation, biological process: transmembrane transport. The transcript has 11 exons.